Molecule: messenger RNA, 1638 nt
Organism: Eupeodes corollae
Lineage: Eukaryota; Metazoa; Arthropoda; Insecta; Diptera; Syrphidae
Gene: sau
Product: Golgi phosphoprotein 3 homolog sauron
Exons: 5
Coding region: 217-1092 (291 amino acids)
Biological process (GO): retrograde vesicle-mediated transport, Golgi to endoplasmic reticulum; Golgi to plasma membrane protein transport; Golgi organization
Cellular component (GO): trans-Golgi network; Golgi cisterna; cytosol
Molecular function (GO): phosphatidylinositol-4-phosphate binding
Source: RefSeq, a predicted model, not a curated record
ACUUUGUUCGGCCAUGUUUUGCUAAAGUCGUGAGGUGUCAUCUUUUUUCGUGAACGUCAAAAAACAGACAAAAAAUAAGAACAUAACUUUUAAAUAAAAAUUCCGAUAAAUAAAUGAAUUUAUUUCUAAAAUAUAUUUGAUCGAUAUACAAAAAUUGAAAAUAUCAAAAUAGUUAAGAGAAAACAUUUGUAAACGAGAAAAGAACGAAAAAACAAAAUGAAUCGUACCGAUGGCCUAGUGCGAAGAGUAAAGGCUCGUGAUACAUCAGCAGAAGGUGGCAAUGCAAAUACAACCGACGAUAAUCAGGACUCGCUGGACAAUAACAAGGACCAAGAAGACAACAUUGACGAUGGCGAUUCGAAAGAAACCCGUCUAACUCUUAUGGAGGAAGUUUUAUUGUUGGGUCUCAAAGAUAAAGAGGGUUACACAUCAUUUUGGAAUGACUGCAUAUCUAGUGGCCUUCGUGGAUGCAUCUUAAUUGAAUUAGGACUCCGUGGACGUGUGAUGAUGGAAAAAGCUGGCAUGCGCCGUAGAGGAUUGUGUUCAAGGAAACUGAUACUUAAGUCGGAUACACAAACAGGUGAUGUUCUCCUUGACGAAGCUUUAAAGCACAUCAAGGAAACAGAUCCACCAGAGACUGUUCAAAGUUGGAUUGAAUAUUUAAGUGGUGAAACAUGGAAUCCACUUAAACUAAGAUACCAACUUAAAAAUGUCCGCGAAAGACUCGCUAAAAAUUUAGUUGAAAAAGGUGUCCUUACCACAGAGAAACAAAAUUUUCUCUUAUUCGAUAUGACAACACAUCCACUUAGCGAUAACGUUAUUAAAUGUCGAUUAGUUAAAAAGAUACAAGAUGCUGUGCUUUCAAAAUGGAUUAAUGACCCGCAACGAAUGGACAAACGCAUGUUGGCGCUGAUAUUUUUAGCCCAUGCUAGUGAUGUGCUAGAAAACGCAUUUGGUCCUCUAAAUGACGAUGAUUAUGAAGUGGCAAUGAAACGAGUGAGAGAACUUCUUGAUUUGGAUUUUGAAGCUGAAGCAGCUAAACCAAACGCAAAUGAAAUUCUAUGGGCUGUAUUUAUGGCAUUUACGAAAUAAUCGCAAAUAUUAAAAUGCCAGCUCUUUUUUUAUAUUCAUAAAAUUAUGUUUUAAUUAUUUUUUAAUAAAUAAGAUAUUUUAUUCUCUAUUUUUUCCCAUUAAACAAAAAUUAAAUAAAUAAAAAAUCAAAAACAAAAAUAAAAAAAAAAGAAAUUACAAAACAAAUUGUUAAAUCAUGAUGAUACAAACAAAAAUUUAAUAAAUUUAAGAAUUAUUGAAAUCUUGGUUGGGAUUUUUUAAAAAUAAAGACAAAAAUAAUAAAAAAAUAUUUGUAUAGUUAAAUAUUAAAUAACUGCGAAAUAAUGAAUACUAACAUAUAAAAAAAAAAGAAAAACAAAAACACAGAACUAAAAAUCACAUCUGAGAGCUUUCUUUUGUAAAAACAAAACUUAGGAACACACAAUUUGUUUUCAAUUAUAAUUAAAAAAGAAAAAAAAACUCAAACAGCUGAGUAGUAAUAAAUAUAUAUAUUGGUAAUAUUCUCCUUAAAAAUGAAAAUCAAUUUUUUGAUUAUUUGAAAUUGAAAAAUAAUAAAAAACAAAAAUA